This is a messenger RNA of Brienomyrus brachyistius, 4632 nucleotides long. RefSeq names its product SH3 and cysteine-rich domain-containing protein 2-like. Lineage: Eukaryota; Metazoa; Chordata; Actinopteri; Osteoglossiformes; Mormyridae. Gene Ontology annotation, biological process: skeletal muscle contraction; positive regulation of voltage-gated calcium channel activity; positive regulation of protein localization to plasma membrane. The coding region runs from base 553 to 1818 and encodes 421 amino acids. The transcript has 11 exons. Gene Ontology annotation, cellular component: extrinsic component of cytoplasmic side of plasma membrane. Gene Ontology annotation, molecular function: protein binding. The record is from RefSeq and is a predicted model, not a curated record.
UUUUGCUGCAGGUUCUUCGCACGGGCAGCGCUGCACCCUGGCAGACGAUCUGUGAAUGAAAAGACGGCGCAUUUCUAACUAAGAAACAAAACUCCUGCAACUCAUCGAGUCUGUUAUCCAGACCGGAGCUCAUAUGAACGCGCCAUCACCCGGAUUCCAGCAUUUAUUUACGUUUUGCUUUCCCAAACUUUGCUGUCAUUGCUGUCCGGUUUACAGUAGCUUGCAUGUGGUGCCAACGCUGAGCAGAUUGCCAGCAUAAAAGGGAGAGAUGUAGUUAGAACUGGUUUUGAGUGGAACAGGCUUUUGCACUCAUCACGCUGGUAAAAUCGAAAACGAGCUUAUUCGGUCCAACUGAUGUAAUAUUACUACAGAAUAUUUAUUUCAAUACUCGCAGUAAAAAUAAUGGAAAUGAGCCACUCGCUGUGCGAAUUUCACUGACGUCUCCAGAAGAGUGGAUAUUUUUGCGAGUCGGGGAAGGGAUAUAUACCCGCGGCAUCCCAUCUAUCCGCCGGCCCUGAUCUUACUCCAAAGUGCAGUCUUUCUGCUAAACUGAUGAUGACGGAAAAUAGCGAGAAGGAGAAUGAACCACAGAACCGGGUCCUUCAGCGGUCACCGAGCACAGUGUCCAUGCAGCCGGUAUCCAAGCUCCAGCGUCUGAAGCGCUCGCUGUCCUUCAAGUCCAUCAUGCGCAGCAAGAGUGUGGAGAACUUCUUCCAGCGGUCCAACAGCGAUGCUCGGAUGCCGCCCGAUUUCUUCACCGAUGCCCCGCCCCCGUCCCCGCCCCUUCCGUCGGGAUCCCCACUGGCCAGCGACGGCUCGCCAUCCAUGUCCCCGUCCCUCAGCCCCAACCCUUCCCUGUCCUCUCAAUCCCCGUCUUUAAGCCACUCCCCCUGCGGGUCCUCCAGGCCCCCAGACCUGACCCGGCCCCAGCUGGUGCACUGCUUUCAGGAGCACGUAUUCCGACGGCCCACUUACUGCCAGCUCUGCAACAACAUGAUCGUGGGUAACUCGAAGCAGGGCCUCCGCUGUAAAGCUUGCAAGGUGGGGGCUCACCUGUGGUGCUCCUCUGAGCUCUCCCAGCAGCCCUGCAGCGGCAAGACCGGGGCCUUCAAACGGAACUUCAGCUCGCCGUUGCUCAACAAUGACCAGCUACACACCCUAAAGGAGGCCCCCCCUGCUCAGGAACAGGGGAAGGGCCGGGUGGACCCCGUGUACGAGACCCUGCGCUACGGGACGUCGCUGGCCCAGAUGAGCCGUUCCAGCUUUGGCAGCAUGUCUGAGUCGCCAACCUGCAGUAUUGACGAGGGGGGGGAAGAACGGGAGGAAGGUCAGCAGCCCCCGGAAGAGGGGAGUUCUCUAGAGAUGCCGGGUAAGACCCCACCUCUGGAAUCAGAACCGCCCCCCCAGGAGAACGGGAAGGCAGAUCCGGAGGACGGAGGUGGUCCAAAGGCUCCCAAGAUUCACUCCAUCCAUACUUACGUAGCGCUCUACAAGUUCCUGCCACAGGAAAGGAACGACUUGGAGCUCCACCCUGGCGAUCGAGUACUGGUCAUGGACGACUCUAACGAGGAGUGGUGGAAGGGCAAGAGCGGAGACAGGGUGGGCUUCUUCCCGGCCAACUUUGUGCAGAGGGUCCGGCCGGGAGAGCGAGUGUUUAGGGUCACCCAGGGCAUCCAUGGAAACCGAGAGAUGGGCCAAAUGACCGUAAAGGAGUCUCAGAUCUGUGUGGGAAAGAUCGAGGACACCGACGGCUUCGUGAAACUAAGCAGCGGGAAGAAGAGGGGCCUGGUCCCUUGCAAUUCCCUGGAGGAGAUAUGAGGAACGUGGAUCUUUUGUCUCCGGCACUCUGCUUUAUCCGGCCUAUCCUCCUGUUACGCGGGGCUGGGUCAGGACCGCAGGACAAAGGAUAUCGCUUCAAAAUUCCUAAAUAACCCAACACCAUCAGGGGGAAACAGAAAAAAGGAGGAGGUGGGUCUUCAAGGAAGCUGACCAGGAAGUUAAAUUUCAGAAUGAUGUUCCUAUCUAACCCCCUCAGCCUGGCAAAAAGGAACAGAAAUCCAUUAACGUUACAAGACUGGCUCCAGGGAGAGGCCAGGGUGCUUGUGGAGCUCAAGCAUAUAGCUACACCUUUCUUGUGGAAUAACGAGGCUGACCCAGCAGAUUGCAGCUUUCGGGCGACAGCUGAACCUUCAGUGGUCGUCUGAACCAAAUCGGGGAAUCACAGGGAUCAACUGCUUAGUCUGCACACCAAGACUCUUACAUUCUGGAGACAGCUGGUGCACACGUCCUCAUCCCAGAUCCCUUCGGUGGUAGAAUCACUUCUUUCCUGGAUGUCCAUGAGGUUGGGGCUAAAUCAGGGAGAAGGGCAACACAUGACGGGACGCUUCUCGUGACGUUAUGGGGAUCUAGCCGGACAUUAUAUUUCAGAGGUCUUGCUUUGUGUAUAGCUUUCAUUAUUACAGGAUGUUCUGCUGGUCCAAGGUACACAGAUACUCCUAGCAGAGUAAUAUCUCAGGUCCGCUGUGGGAAGACCUAUUAAGAGUAACAUUAAGGUGUUCCAGUGAAGGCUGUUCUUUUUUGUACUUUACAUUUAGCCACCUGAGUUUAAACUGGGUCCCUGAGCUGAGACCAUUUCCAGUCUAUUUUGGACCUGCAGCACCAGUUGCUAUUUCUGUUAAUCCGUUUUCUUCCGUUUUCCACAAGAACGAGGCCUGGAUCUUCACAGGACACAGUAAUUACAGGUGCACGCUGCUUUACUUACCCGUGUUUAAUUGACUACACACCAUUCUUUGAAAUCGUUCGGAAGAGAUCUCCGUACCGUCCACACCUUGCAGUAUUACACAAUACAAUUAAAAGCCUAAAGUCUCAGUUUCUGUUGGGAAAAUAACAUCUUUCUUUUUCAGGGGACUGGUAGCAGUCACGAUGUUAUCAUCAGAUACAGACAGCAAAGAGACACGACUAAAAUAUCUGGUGGAAUUUUCCUAUAAUGUUUUGCAGUGAACCUAUUCUGUAAAAACAAAUUUCACUCAUAGGCCCCCCAUAAGUGAAAACCCUGAUAUUUUCUUGUCGAUGCUGCACUACAAGAACAAACAAAAGCAACCGGGGAAGACAAAUGAAGUCCUUGAUCUCAGUCCAACUGGCAGACGUGCAAACUGAUAAAUGCCAAAAGUCUGCUAUCGGAUUAGAGGAGAAUAAAAAUUAGAGGAACGAUAUACAGAUCAUGUUGUUUUUGUGCAGGGUGGAGGUACCGAUCAAAGCAGGCGAGCAGAAAUGAUUUUUUGAGCUGCAUAAUGGGUAGAUCCAUUUCCGGGGCAUGAACAUUGUGACUGGUGUUUGUAUUUCCUUUCCCUCUGCUUUAGGUACGAGUGCCUUUGAGGAUGGGGUCAGGUCCCCUGCUUGUUUCAAAGUCAGCUAUGUGCCCCGAUAUUCCCACAAGCUUUCCUUUAAUUCGUAGCUCCUUGUGCCACCUUCUGAUCUACCCGACCUCAUUUUGUUGAGGUCGGGCUAGAAGUUAAGUCUCGGUCCCUUGUUGCUCCGCAAAGGCACCUCUUUCCGACCUUAUCUAGUUUCAAGCUCCAUCAAACGUUCCAGCUACCCUACAUGAUCUAUCUUGUUUCCUGUUACCUCUUUCCAAAAUAAAUUGUAUACCUUAGACUUCUUACAUUAGUAGUUGGAUUCUAACCGAAGCGACUGAUAAGUACAUUCUUCAUGGUACGCCGACAGCGCCGAUCUGGAUGUUAAAUACGCAGAAUUUUCUAGUUAACCAGCUGCUGUCUUGCGUGAAAAGUAAGCUUGAAGGCUUCAGGAUCAGUGAGACAUUGGCCUUCACUGCACUGUACUGUACUGGCCUUGUAAACAAUUACCGAUUCUUAUUUAUGAAGGUGUGCAUUUAAGGAAAUAUAUCCUAGUCACAGAAGGAAGACUGUGAUAAUGUAGAUCUUUGAGGUACUUCAUUAGACACCUACCCAUCUACACUCCCAUCACAAAAAUAUAGAAUAUUUAGAUUAAUUACUAAACUGUUUAGGUAGUUGUUCAGCUUCUGCUACAGGCCGUUUCACUCUUCUCAAUUAUAUCCUCACCAUUUUUCAAAAACAUGACUUUGUCUCCAUGUUCUGUUAAUGCAAAAUAAGAUACAGUUUUACUCUUCACCAUGUUUGGCUAAGGAUCCACCGGCAGAUAUGUGAAAUACAAGAGAUGACCUUUAGAUUAAGGAAAAGAAAUAGUCCAUUCCAUCCAUCCAUCCAUCCAUUUUCCAAAACGCUUAUCCUAUUGGGUCGCGGGGGGUCCGGAGCCUAUCCCGGUAGCAAUGGGCACGAGGCAGGGAACAACCCAGGAUGGGGGGCCAGCCCAUCGCAGGAUAGUCCAUUCCUUUUUUGACUAUAUUAAAAAUGAAAUAACUUAACAAUAAAGGAAUGAGUCUAAAUCUCCCUCAAUCCUGGAAUCGCAGGGCAUUAAUCGGCUUAGCAAACAGCUACAGUAAAACACUGGGUGGUCAUGGGCUACAUGUUCUAUCCUCGCUGCCGACUGUGAACUUAAUUCAUGUAGACGGUCUGUGUUAUCCAGCAUUAUUGGAGGUGUGUUCUAGGCAAGGAACCAUUUUAAAGCAUCACUUCAAUAAAGUUUCAGAAGAUA